Macadamia integrifolia is the source of this 2285-nucleotide messenger RNA. RefSeq names its product BTB/POZ domain-containing protein At3g22104-like. The transcript is spliced from 3 exons. NCBI's taxonomy places the organism in Eukaryota, Viridiplantae, Streptophyta, Magnoliopsida, Proteales, Proteaceae. Gene Ontology annotation, molecular function: protein binding. The coding region runs from base 590 to 2194 and encodes 534 amino acids. The record is from RefSeq and is a predicted model, not a curated record.
CCGUUUGAACAGUGUGGGUGAUGGUGGGUGUGCGACGAGUGAGACUUGCAGCGAUGCCAAUAGAAUAACAGAAGGAAAACCAGCAAAAAGGCUUGAAGUCUAAGCUUCGGGUCUUCCCAGGACAUUUUUUUUUUUUUAUUUCUUUCUUUUACAUUAAAAUAACUAUUUCUGCAGGAAUGUCAGGGAGGGGUUGGCCCCUACUACUGUUUCUUUCGGACCUUUGAGGUUCGGAGGUUGAGCCUCUCUCUCCCUCUCUCUCUCUCUCUCUCUCUCUCUCUCAUCUUCUCUGCUUGUUUACUUACCCUUAAUAUAUUGUCUCCUCUGUCUUGUAUGCUCUGUCCUCUUCUCUCUCUCUCUCUCUGCGCUGAGAAACAAUUCUUGAACUCUCAUUGACUACGCAACAGAUUAUAGAGUUCCUCCUGUUGUCUCCAAACCCAAUCUCAGGAUAUGAGCUGAUGAGCUACUUUCUCUCUUCGAUCUCUUCAUCCCCUCUCCCCUCUCUCUCUGCUAACUUCAACUACAUAAUUAAUCUUCUCAACUGGGCAUCAGGGAAAUUCGUUUUCUGGGUUGUGAGAGAGUAACUCAAAGGAUGCAUAUGUGCUGUGAUCUUGAAGUGGACGUCAAUGGACAAGAGAUUUUCAUGGUGGAUAAGAAAAUUCUUUCAUCAUUUUCAGGUAAAUUAAACAAAUUAUUUGGUAAAUCUACCGCAACAAGCAAUAACCUUAAAGUGAUAUUCCAUGACUUGCCGGGAGGGGCUCUGGGUUUUGAACUCAUGGCAAGGUUCUGCUACAACAAUGGUCAAAUUGAGAUAACCCCCUUUAACAUAUCUCUUCUACAUUGUGUGGCACAUUUCAUGGAAAUGACCAAAGAGAUCUCUGCGACUGACAAUUUGAUUGAACAAACUGAAGAAUUCCUAGAAGGGAUCACUCACUGGGCCUGGUCUGAGCUUUUGGUAGCUCUGAAACGGUGUCAGGAGUUUAUGCCAGAAGCAAUUUCUUCUGGGAUACUUCAGAAAUGCUUGGAUUCCCUCAUAACAAGGGUGGCUGCUUCUGCCACCGAAGCCAGUCCAUCUAUUUCUUCUUCAGACAGCUCUGGUUUCCGGUUUUCUUGUGAUACGAGAAGCACUGAAAGUUUGAAGAACAGCUACUCUCGGGUAAAUUGGUGGUUUGAAGAUCUUGCGAGUUUGAACCACUGUUUGAUUGAAAAGGCUUUUAGGGCUAUGGUUGCCCAGAAAUCCGAUCAUGUAAUUCUCAGUAGGUUCCUCUUCUAUUACCAAAAAUCAAGAUUUUCCAUUGCCAGAUCCACUGAGAAGCACAAAAUCAUAGAGAUUGUGGUUGAGCUGCUGUUUUUUCUAGACCUUAGCUCUGUUUCUUGCAAGAGCUUAUUUGAGAUUCUUCGGGUGGCUUUGAGAUUGAAUGUGAAUAAAUGUUGCCGAAACAGAUUAGAGAAUAUGAUUGGUUCACAAUUGCAUCAAGCUACACUUGACAGCCUGCUUAUUCCAUCCCCACCUGGGAUGGAUUAUCUAUAUGAUGUGAAUUUGGUACUGAGAUUCUUGAAAUCAUUUCUCAGUAAGGGAGACUGUUGUGCAUCAUCCACUCAAUUGAGAAAAGUUGCAAGCUUGAUGGAUUUGUAUAUUGCAGAAGUAGCCCCUGAUCCCUGUUUGAAACCUUCAAAAUUCAUUGCGUUAGUCACGGCACUGCCUGAUUCUUCAAGAGACUCCUGUGAUGGAAUCUACCGAGCCAUGGAUAUGUAUCUAGAGGUUCAUACUAAAUUAUCUGAAGAGGAAAAGAUGAAGAUCUGUUGUGCACUGGAUUAUGAGAAGCUCUCAUCAGAAGCUCUCAAACACCUGGCUAGAAACUCAAAAUUCCCAUCAAGAACAGUGGUCCAAGCUCUCAAGUUACAGUAUAGUUACAGCAACAAUCUCAAAUCUUUUGGUGAGUUACCUUGUAGUUACAGUGAGAAGGGAAUUAAGGGGAAGGAAGCUGAGAAAGAUGAGGAACUUAUGCUUUAUACAAGGAAGCUCGAUGUUUUAGUGGAGAAUGAGAAAUUCGAAACACAUUUAAAAGGAAUGGAAUGGAGGGUGAAGGAGUUGGAGAAAGUCUGUAGGAAAAUGCAGGUCCAGAUGGAAAAAAUGAUGAAGUCAAGAUUAUCAAGCCCAAGUAGUGCCAGAUCCUUACCUAAAAUGUGUUCAUGAUUAUUUUUUUUAGUGCCAGAUCCUUACCUAGGAUGUGUUCAUGAUUAUUUUUUUUUCUUCUUAUUACCAAAUUAUGGGGGCUGCUUUCAUA